Molecule: messenger RNA, 29070 nt
Organism: Podarcis lilfordi (Lilford's wall lizard)
Lineage: Eukaryota; Metazoa; Chordata; Lepidosauria; Squamata; Lacertidae
Source: the annotation of a GenBank genome assembly
AAGCGGGGGCCGCGCUUCCCGGGGGAAGGAGCGAGCGCGGAGAGCGGAGAGCGGAGAGCGGAGCUGGAGCCCUGCCUCCCGCGCGGGUCGGGUGGCGGGGAGUUCCGCCGGCUCCCCGUUUCCUUUCUUCGCAGGGAGGAGCCCCUUUCCCUCGGCGCCUCCGUCGCCAUGGAGACUCUCAUCCCCGUCAUCAACAAGCUGCAAGAGAUCUUCAACACGGUGGGAGCCGAAGUCAUCCAGCUGCCCCAGAUCGCGGUAGUUGGUUCCCAGGUGAGAACCCGCCUGCUGCUGCCUCCGCUCCCCGCGCAGCCCAGCCGCCCCCUGACCCCGCUGCUCGGCCACUAAUGGGGGGGGCAGGGAAAAGGUAUGAAAAGUGUGGAGAAAAAUCAAUCAAUCAAUAAAUGUAUUAUACCCCACCCAUCUGGCUGGGUUUCCCCAGUGAAAUCCAUAGGCUGUAGGAACAGAUAAAAGAAAGCAUUGCUUCAUGGAAUGCAUAAGCCCUGUUACAAGGCUAUGGUAACGGCUCAUUGUCAUGAUAGUCAAGCUCAACUUCCAGGCUCUGAGCCGUUCUGGCUUUGAGUACCCUGGAAGGGAUGGGUGGGGGGGUAUUACAUGUGUGACCAGCAGUGGACUUGCUAGAAACACAGUUGACUGUGUUGGAAAUCAAGCUACUGCAUUAUAUGGAUUUUUGGCAGGGCUGUUUUCGUUCCUGAUGCAGUGGCUUUCGCAGUGUAGUGUGGAAGCCUCCAGUUCUACUGACAGCAAAUUAAUCCUAAGGAAUUUUUGUAGAGGCAUCAGUGCCUGUCUGAUGAAAAUGGAAGGAUCUGCUAAUGGUACCAUUCCACAUUUAACUCACUUGUGGGGCUUUCUUAAAACAGGUGGAUCUGCUAGGGCCAGCCCAAGGUGGAGAAAUCUAUUUGGCAAUUUCCUCCCCUUCAUCUCUCAGUAACAAAAUGAUAAGAAUAACUAAUUGAUCAUUUAUUAAUGCUUCCCAAACUGCCAACUCACUGUUUCCAAUGGUAAGGCUUGCCUUGUCAAUCCUGGGAGAGAGGGAUGGAUAGAUACAGAAAAGCACAGAGUUAAAAAUAGCCUAUCAUUUCAGCAGUGCCAUGAAAGCAGUGUCCCCUUCUGUGGGAUGUAAUAGAUGCAACUCGGUUGAUCUCUAUCUCAAUUUUCUUUAUACAGUGGUGCCUCGCAAGACGAAAUUAAUCCGUUCCACGAGAGUCUUCGUCUAGCGGUUUUUUCGUCUUGCGAAGCAAGCCCAUUGACGGAUUAGCGCUAUUAGCGCUAUUAGCGGUUUAGCGGCUAUUAAAGGCUUAAAGGCUUAGGGGAUUAGCUGCUAAAAGGCUAUUAAAGGCUAUUAAAGGCUUAGCAGAUUAGAUAAAGGGGGAAGCGAAAAAAAUCUCAAGACUCGCAAGGUAUUUUCGUCUUGCGAAGCAAGCCCAUAGGGGAAUUCGUCCUGCGAAGCAACUUCAAAACGGAAAACCCUUUCGUCUAGCGGUUUUUCCGUCUUGCGAGGCAUUCGUCUUGCGGGGCACCACUGUAUUAUCUCUUGAUUUUGAAAUAAAAAGCCAUCCCAUUAUAGUGGUAGCUAAUACUGGUUUUAUUAUCCUUGUUUAAUUGCCAUGGCUUCUCUUAGAAUUCUGGCAACUUUUGUUUGAUGAAGAAUUCUUCUAAGAUUCUCAAAUGUUCACCCUGCCACAACUGCACUGUUUUCAGGGGUCCCAAGAUAAGUGUUAAUUAGGGUUGCCAUCUUACCUUAAAAAGUGGUCUGUCCUGUUCCUUUCACAGAAUAAGUUGUUGUUUAAACUAGUAGGCUGGUGUUUUCAAGGGAUGGAAACAAACAUUCUUACCUGCUAAUGUCUGUAGUUCAAGCUGCCAUUCGGUACAAGAGCAAGAGCUGAAGAAAACGUUGGUUGGAACUGUGUCCCCUCCACCUGUUCUAUUCAUAUAAGAUGGAUACGGUACCUUGAGGUGAUCUAUGUCGUAGCUUUCAAGAACACCAGGAAUGCUUUAUGUUAUGCAGUACAGUCUUUCUCUGAACCAGUACACAGGCUAGAACUCCCUAGAGUGAAACUGCUUUCCUCUUAGGACAACAUUGCAUCUUAUUACUACUUUGCAUCCUCUGCUUCUAACACUGCCUGUCUCCACAGAGCAGUGGGAAGAGCUCUGUGCUGGAGAGCAUUGUAGGCCGGGACUUCUUGCCUCGUGGCUCUGGCAUUGUCACACGCCGGCCUCUCAUCCUGCAACUGGUGCAUGUCCCAACACUAGAGGAGAGAAGGCGGACAGCCAGUGGAGAAAGCGGUAAGACAAGAGCUGGGGAUUUGGGUCCUCAUCCCACCAGGGGAUGCCUGGGGCUUGGCUUUGGUUCUGAGAGGGGCGUGUUGGAUCGUGCAUGUGGCUAGUGGGUCCAGUCCUGCUGAAAGUUAUCCAAACUGUUAUUUUCCUCCAGUCUAGAGGAGAACUAGUUCUUUUUCCUUGAAAACUAUUGAAACUUAGGGAUUCCACUAAAGGGUUGAAAAGGUCAGCUCCUGGCAAUGCUGCUUUGCUUGUCACUGCUUACACUUUAUAGACUGUUUUCUGGGGAUAGCUGCUGGAGAUGUUGGCUUUUGCUAAAGGCAGGACGUCUAAGAUGUGUGGAUUGGGGGUCGUCUCUGACAGAGACCCAAACAAAGGCUUAAUUUGAGCCAUAGCUCAACUCCGUUGUGACUAUUAGGAGUUGACCAUGGCAAAAAAUUUAGUGGAAAUUAAACCAAGCACAUAACUGAGAAAGAGCAGGUUGCUAUCCCCUCCCUGAGUAGCCCCAGCCAUCAAGUCCACACCUGGGAGUUCAGGGGCAAGGCUUCUAAGUGGAGAGUUUUAGGCCAGAAUGUCCUGAGUGAGAGAGAAGAUGGAUGCAAGAGGAACUGGGGAUGAGUGCCCUGUGUUUGAGACAACCAUUUGCAAGAUUGAUCAUUGGAAUGGGAAUUGGGAGAAGAACUAGGGUUGGUUUGGAUUUGUUUCUUCUAGAAGGCAAUGGCUUGUCUGUUUCACAAAGCCAGCAUGGUGGGUGGAGUAGCCUGCCUUUGGCUGUUGGGAAGUGUUUUUGCAAUGUAGUAUUCCAUCUCAUGAGCAUAGGAGCCAACUCCUAGGGGCUGAGGUCCCUUCGCACCCCCAAUAAAAUAUUUGAGCCCCCCUCGUUAAUAGCCAUUGCCAUUCAAAUGGUCUGUGUUUUCUCUGUCUUGUGAUUAUGUGGGGUGGGGCUUAUACACCCCCCAUAUUUUAUUUCAGUUGGCAUCCUUCCAUGAGAGGGAUGGAUACCAAAGAGGUUCCCUGACAUUAUUUUUUCUGGUUUUCUUUGUUUUCAGGAGUCCAGGCUGAUGAGUGGGCCACCUUCCUGCACUGCAAGCACAAGGUACAGCAUGAGUGGUGUAAAGGGCUGCAGCAGUGGUCAGAGCAGGUCCAGUCCCCUAGGCAGGACAGACAGCUGCCUUGUGACAAAAGUGCAAAUGCUUCAGGCUAACAGAGGACUCUCCUCCCAGGGGCAAACUCAAUUGUUUCUCCUCUCCCCCAAAUCACGGGGGAACAGGGUUUGAGGCAUGGGGGCAAUCGCUGUGAAAAAGACACAGGUGAUUUCUAAUGGCAGGUCCUCUUCUCUCAUGCUCUGCAAGUGAAUGACACAAGACUCUCCAUUCCAUGAAGUGCAGACAAGAUGGAGCAAUUGGGACAACUCUCAAGGAGGAAGAGCAGUUCCUCUUGCAGCAUGCCACAAGGAAAAUUAACUUCCACCUGGAAUGAAACAUAGGGUGGGGAAGGAAAAGAGGAUGUUGCAGCCCUUCAGACAGACUUGCCUUGCUCCACCACCUUGUUUCCUCCUUAUUUUAAACCAGGGAUGGGGAAUUCCUGCCACUCCAGGUAGAUCUUUAUUGGAGUGCAACUCCCUUCAUCCCUGACCAUUGGCCAUGUGGACUGGGACUGAUGGGAGGUGGAGUCCAGCAACAUCUGGAGGGACAUAGGUUCCUCAUUCAUGUUUUAAAUGGAGCUGUAAUGUCCCUGUUGAGGGAAAGAGGCAGCUAUUCCCUACUUUGCCUACCAGCCUGUCAACUUUACUCAUCCGGUGUUUCCUUCUCUGUUUUUUGUCCAAAGAGUUCAGGACUUCAGAGUGCCUCAAAAGGGAAAGGACUGGAGGCUGUUAAGCUAGAGACUGAGCUUGCAGCUAGUCAACCUCUUUAUGGAUGGGAGAAUUUCACACACACACGCACACACACACACACACACACACAAAAUAUGUAUUUUUUCUCUAAGCUUGAAGCAGUAAGGAAUGGCAGGAUUUCUGACCUAGUUUAAAAUCUUGUUUGUUAAUAUUGACUUCCCUUUUUGCAUGCAGUUCUUGAAUGACUCUUCUACAUAUUGUAUCCUAUUUUUUUAAAAAAACAAAACCUGAUUUUUUUUUAUUUGCUAUGCUUUCUCUUCCAGAGUAUGUGUUUUGUAAAUAAUAAACCACAAUAAAGAAUUCUAGAAAUUAUCUUAAGAAGGGCCAUUUCCCGAAUGUUGUGAUUUUCUGCUCAGUGACGUAUUGAGCAAAAAGCCCAAUUUCUUCUUUUUCUUCUUCCUCUCCAUUCUCACUUCCUUUCUGUUUUUUAUAUUUGUUUAUUGCUUUUCUGUUUUAUCAUAUCAUCAAUGCGUAGUAUUUUACAGCGAAACACAUGAUAGUAAGAUGAUAAUUAUUCUGCCCCAUAUAUCUAAAUCUUCUAUUAAAUUUUUUUUCCAAGUUUUCAUAUAGUUAUUCUUAUAGAUGUUAUGAUGGUUUGUUGAUACCCACACUUUUUUGAUACUUCACUUUUUUAACUAUUUUCCAGCCAAUAAUUUCCCCUAAUUUCAUUUUAACUUGGUUAUCCACGUUUUUAACUAACAUUUUGGUUUUAAAACUCACCUAUUUUCCAAAUUCAAUUAUCUCCUUUAAUAAUUCUAGUAUAACUUCUAGAGGUUGUUCCAGGGUUGAGACAAUAUCAUCCACAAAAGCUAUUGUGUUAUCAUUUUGUUUGCCCACUUCCAUUCCCCUAAUUUUAUCAUUACAGUGGAACCUCAAUUUUUGAACGUAAUCCAUUCUGGAGGUCCAUUUGACUUCUGAUACAUUUGGAAACCGAGGAUCAAAGGGCUGUUAGCAAGUUCAAUGGGGAAAAUGGAGAAACGCGCCUCAGAAGCCAUUGGACUUCUGAGGCGCGUUCGAAAAGGGAAGCGUUCACUUUCGGAUUUUCAGCGUUCAGCUUCCGAAAUGUUUGGCAGCCAAUACCUUCGAAAACCGAGGUUUGACUUUAUUGCUAAUGUUUUACAAUAAAAUUUCAAAGGUAAGGAUAAAUAAUAACGGAGAGAAUGGACACCCUUGUCUUGGUCCUUUUUUGAUGUUGCAUUUCUCUGAGAUGAUAUUGUUUAUUAUAAUCUUUGCCCAUUGUUCAUUAUAUAAUGCCUCUUAAGAAGGUGUCACCUUCCAUUCUUUUUAAACACUUCUUUCAUAAAUGCCUAGGAGAUAUUGUCAAAUGCUUUUCUGCGCUGAGGAAGAUCAGGGAAGCCUGUUUUUCGUUAUGUACCUCCAAAUAUUCUAUUAUAUUUCUAAUGUUUCUUACGUUAUUUUUCAAUUGCCUCUCUGGUAGAAAUCCUGCUUGAUCAUGGAUCAACUCGUUCAACACUUUUGAAAGCCUAUUUGCUAAUAUAGUCGUAAAUAAUUUAUUGCUCCUCUCCAUCUGUACCUAUCUUCUCUCCUUCGUCUACGUCCUUUUGUUGAUGUUCUACUAGUUCUCCAAAGUCUUUUUUAGAUUUUCUCAUAAAUGAUUUGGAUUUCUGCGAUGUUAACUUCUCCUUCCUGCAUGGACCCUCUUUUCGCUUGUCCUGGGGUGGGUGUUUUUUCUGUGUAGUCAUCUCACUUGCCUUUUCCUUCUUUCUAUUAAGUCUACCGUAGCGUCAUUAUCCCCUGGUGUUAGUCACCAGUCAUCUUUGAUUUUUGUUAAUUUAUUCCUUUACUCUAUUACAGUUCUGUUGCUAUGGAUACUAUCCCUUGUCUUUGAGUGCAGCUGUUGUUUUGUCUAAGUUGUUGUAGAUUUUUACUCCUAACUUUCUCAUUAGGUGAAGUUUGGGGCACUCCAACACGAAUAAAACCACUGCUUAUUAGGAUAUUAUUGUUCUUUUUAAAGUCCAGUUUGUAAAUUAUUUGCUAAUUCUAUUUACUGUCCUCCCUUUCCCCCUGUUUUCCUGCUUGCACGCAAGUAUUUUCCAGAUUCUGUAAUUCUGUAAUUUAAAUGUCUACCUUUCCCCCUUUAUAUAUGAAUGGAGAGGGGAGAUAGGGGGUUGUCUUGCUCCUGAAAACACAGGGUAUCAAAUAAAUAAUAAAUAUUAGGCCUUCUCUUCUUUUUUUAAAAAAAUACUGUUAUAUUUCCUCCUUGACACAAGUCUGUCUUCUGAGUUCUGUGUGUCCUCUUUAGACAUAAAAACAGAAACGUGCAUAGGAGGGGAGAAGGUUGUUACAUUCUAGCAGUUAUCUUUCCUUUCUCCCAUACUUUUUAAUAUUUGUUACUCUUAUUGCUGGAUUUUUCACAUUAUUAUAGGGAGUUGGGGGUGUCUUCUCUAUCAGCCUUUUACUUGGAAUUAAUGAUAUUUAAGCCCCAGUUUCACUGCUGUUCUCUAGUAUUAUUUAGUACUGUCUGUCUCCGUUUUCUGCCCUCCCCUCCCCCCAUUUUAUACAUUCGUAGCAGGCUCUUCGUUAUUUUCCUUUGCCCUCCUCAGUCAGAUUUCUCCCACUAGUUUUAACUAGUUCCGGAAUGGAUUCCCUUUUUUCACUCCGAAAUUUGUAGCCAAAUUUCCUUUUUACCAGUGUUCCAGAUUCUAUCUUUUGGAUUUGGCCUUGUUCUUUUUGUUGGAAACUUUUGAGACUGGCAACAGCCAGCUCUCUUGGUCCCUGUCUUUCCCCCCAGACUUUCACUGACUUCAGCGAGAUUCGACAGGAGAUUGAAAUUGAGACGGAGCGGACUACUGGGACCAAUAAGGUACUGGCAUUUCUUAGCUCCUCCCCACUCUGGUGAGAACCCUGUUCUUUGAGCUGCCAUAUGAUCUUUCUUUAACUGAUUUUUUUUUUUAAUGCAUGCAGGGAAUCAGCCCAGAGCCCCUGUACUUGAAGAUCUACUCCCCACAUGUACUCAACUUGACACUAGUUGACCUUCCAGGAAUCACCAAGGUGAGAGGCGUUGGAGAAAGUGGGCAAUUGGCUUCCAGAGAAAGCGGGGAGGUGCUGGCCACUUCCUCAGCAAUGCUAACAGUGGAAAUUGCAAUUGGCAAUGAGUAUGGGAUUUCUAGCCUUAGAAUCAAGUGUGCAGACUUGAUGAGGCGGUCGCAUCUGCACUCCCUUCCCUUGCAACCCCUCUGCCCAGCCACUUGCUCCCAGUUGACUGACAAACAGCUGAGAGUGGGAGGGGAGAAGAGUGAGGGCAGGCCUGAGGCAUUUUGACACCUGACACGAAUUAGACAAUUGCAUCCUGAGAAUUGUUGUACACACACGGAAGAGUCAUCCCUAUUUCUUAUAGCAAAGAAUCCUGCAGAAACUGCAUUGCUGUUGUUGCAUAUGGUAUACAGUUCAAAACAAUAAACAGAUCAGGAAGGGGAAAAGAGGUGAUGCUGGCUUCCCCAACAACCUUAGUUUUCUGUGUUUUGAGCAGUAGUGGCAGCCUGCACAGAGGGGCUUUCCGCUCCCUGUACAAGCUGCCACUUCUGUGCAAAACACAGAAAAUUAAGGUGGUUGUGGAAAGGGGAGCAGCUGGCAAUUGGCACAGUGAGCUGUGAACGCUCCACAUCUGGGAAAGAAAUACAUGCUGCACUUGAAAGUAACUCAGUUGAAAUGCAGGAGGUUUAUUUACAAGUGAGAGGGGAUCAAGAGCAGGAGAGAAGGGGGAAGCAGAAGACCAAUGCAAGGAAAUAGGUGAAAAUGAAGGCUACAGUUGGUGCACACACUUAACUUCAUAGAAUCCACUGUUGAACAGCUCUUACUGUCAGAAAGUUCUUCCUGAUGUUUAGUCGGAAUAUUUUCUCUUGUAACUUGAAUCCAUUGGUUCGAGUCCUACCCUCCACAGCAGGAGAAAGCAAGCUUGCUCCAUCUUACUUGUGAUGACCCUUUAGAUAUUGGAAAAUGACUAUCAUAUCUCCUCUCAGUCUCCCUUUACCAAACAUACCCAAUUCCCUCAACCGUUCUUCAUAAGGCUUGGUUUCCAGGCCCUUGAUCAUCUUGGUUGCCCUCCUCCACGCUAGUUCCCGCUUGUCAAUAUCCUUAAACUGUGGGGUCCAGAACUGGAUACAGGACUCCAGGUGUGAUCUGACCAAGGCAGAAUAGAGCAAGACUAUGACUUCCCUUAAGCUGGACAUUAUACUUCUGUUAAUGCAGCCCAGAAUAGCAUUCACUUUUCUUGCUAUUGCAUCACUCUGUUGACUCAUGUAUGGUCUACUAAGACUCCUAGAUCCUUUUCACACGUACCACUGGCAAGCUAGGUGCCCCCCCCGCAAUCUUAUAUUUGUGCAGCUGGUUCUUUCUGUCUUGGUGUAGAACAUGACAGUUGUGAAAUUCAUUGUUAGUUUGGGCCUAAUUCUCCAACCUGUUAAGCUCAUCUCAAAUCCCAAUUCUGUCUUCUGUGGCAUUAGCUACCCCUCCCAGUUUCGUGUCAUCUACAAAUUUGAUUAGCAUCCCCCUCACAUGAGCUCCAAGAUGGCGUCAUUAGUGGUAGCAUCGACUUGAGCUCCGCAUCAGUUGAUGCGAUUUUUAUUAUUUUUAUCAGUCUUUUAUUAGCUUUUAUCAGCCGCGGUAUUUUAUCUCUGUCAUUUGGUGGUGAGUUUGCCAAAUGCAAAAAUCCUGAGGAUCCAUGUGGAUCCAUGCUUUGUAACCACGUUUUUGCGCCAUUGCGGCCCCAUGAAACAGUGGGUGCGUGUGUUUUUUGGUGCAGGCUGUAGUCAUGGACAUGCUAUGUGAUCUGAUGGUGAAUUUGGGGUGACCCAGUGCAAAAAUCCUGAGGAUCCAUGUGGAUCCGUGCUUUGUAACCACGUUUUAAGUGGGGAGGGAAGGAAAAGCACUCAAGGGACAAGGAGCACGCGUGGGGGGGGGGGUGGAGAAGGAUGCUGCUAAUAAUGCAGGAGAGGCUCCUCUCUGGCUUUGCUCCUUUAGAACAAGCAGGCUCUGCUUCUCUCCCUCCUCCCCGGCAAGAAAACCACGAUAAUAACCACUCUGAGACAAAUCAAGAAAAAUUGUGACCAACACUCUCCCCCAACAAGCGCAGUGAGGUCAAAACACACACACACACACAGAGAGAGAGAGAGAGAGAGAGAGAGAACUGGCCCUAAAGUCGCAGGGCGCUGGAAGUCGCAGGGGCGCUGGGGGAGUGAACGGGAAGCAAGAGAAGGAGAAGGAGCCCUCACACACACAGAGACACACAGAGUGUCAAUUCUAAAGUCGCAGGGGCGCUGGGAGAGUGAAGGGGAAGCAGGAGGAGGAGAACGAUAGCUCAAGCACACACACACACAGCCCCUACAGUGGCUAAUCCAAAAUCGGACAGCAAAAAACUGCAGGCAGGGACAGAGAGCAGGGGUUGUUUUAAAGCAGCCAACUCCCGCUCUGCGUCUCUCCCUCCUCCCCGGCUCCGCUAGCUGACAGGAGCCGCUUACACCCGCUUUGCUGUUUCAAAGCGAGCCACGGACAGCUCACGACUGCAGCAGAUUCCCCCGCCAUCGGUAGGCAUUCGCUCCAUAACACGCACAGACAUUUCCCCUUACUUUCUAGGAGGAAAAAACUGCGUGUUAUGGAGCGAAAUUUACGGUAGCUCCAGCUCAACUGAACCUACCAGCUACUUAUCAGCAGGAGUGGAGAUUAAACACCCUAUCGUGGGAGGACACCGACCCCUCAAUUCUUUCGUCUCAAGUCAUUUAAACAACGGGCCCACGACAGAAUGCUGUGGCAGCACCGCACUUGUCCAUGUUUUCCAGGAACUAACUAUUCAUGAGCACUCUUUGGGUUUGGUCAGUCAACCAGCUACAAAUCUACCUAAUGGUUAUCUCAUGCAGUCUACAUUUCACCAGCUUCUGUGGAAGAAUAUAACGGGGGGGGGGGUUGUCAAAAGCCUUACUGAAAUCAAGACACACUAAGUUAGGGCUGCCAUUCAUUUGGAUUUUCCUGGACAUUACUGGGAUUUCAAAGGUGGAAUUGACGUCUGGGGAGAAUUUCCGAAAUGUCAUGCUUUGCCCUGGAUCUUAGACAAGUCUAUCAAAAAAUCAUGUUUUUGGGGCUCAACAACUUUGGGGGUUUGUCUAAAAAAAGCUCUUUUGGGGUGUCCUGGUUUUUACUUUUUGAAAUAUGGCAACCCUACACUAAGUCCACAGCAUUCCUUGAUCCACCAAGCUUGUAAUGCUUAUGAAAAUGUGAAAUGAGAUUUGUCUGGCAUGUUGGACCAUCUUUCUUGUUGGAAUUGUUUGCAUUUGGACCUUCAAUAUUUCACAUUUAAGAAACUCUCAUCCACCUUGGACUCCCUUCUCUCUGAGUAUAUUUGACCAUGGUUUCUCAUCCAGUGGCUCCUUAAGCUUUUUAAAUUGGCUUUCUUAAAGUCAAGAGUACAUGCCCAACUACAUUCAGCUUCAUCAUUUGUGUAUGUAACUGUGAAUGUGAUGGGCUAGCUUCAUGGGGCCAUGGGUAGGUGAGCCCAGGCCUUCUUUCUCUGAUUUCUUUCUUCCUAUGAGGCUUGGCUUCCUUUCUUCCAGUAAGAAAUCUUUCAUCUGGCUUUUCCGCUCUCAGGGUGGAAACACAGUUGGAGGCAACUGUGUAAACUUCACUCCAGUGCUUGGUGCAUUAUGAUGCCAAGCUGGAAAGAGAACCUGGAGUGUGAUCUUUUGUGGGUGUCUUCCCUAGUCUUGCAGCAAUUUCUAGUCUUUCCUUUGUAUACUGCAGGUGCCCGUUGGGGAUCAGCCCGACGAUAUUGAGGUUCAAGUACGGGACAUGAUCCUGUCCUACAUCUCCAACCCAAACUGCUUGAUCCUGGCUGUGACAGCUGCCAAUACAGACAUGGCCACGUCAGAGGCACUAAAGCUGGCACGUGAUGUUGACCCUGACGGUAUGGCAUGUGUUGUCGUGUGCCUCAGUUUAAUAGGAGCAUGUGUUGGUGGUCAGGAGGUCAGUGCUUGGUCCCCAUGAAGAGCAACAGGAUGAUGGAGCUAAGUUGCUGCACAUGUUGGAAUGGGGUGGGAGAACUGGGGCAGACCAAUAGUGAUGGAAACUGAGAGGAUGCAUGUGUAGGGAAAGGAGGGGGAUGGAGCAAGGAAUGUGCAGACUAGGGUGGGGCAGAGGGAAUAAAGGAAGGAGCAGGCUUUCAUCCUGUGCUGAUCCUGUGCAGGGCGAAGGACACUGGCUGUGAUCACCAAGCUGGACCUGAUGGAUGCUGGGACAGAUGCCAUGGAUGUGCUAAUGGGUCGGGUUAUUCCUGUCAAGCUGGGCAUCAUUGGGGUGGUCAACAGGUCAGUAGUGCUGGAUAACAGUGAAUAUGGGAUCUGGCUCAGAUUUGGAGUGUCUGAUGGCAGAACCCCACUUCCAGUAGGGCAGGACGUUCUUGAAGGAUGUAUUAUCUAUUGUCUUGGGUGGCACGGUUGGGGGAAUAGACGCUUGCUGCAAGACAUCACUCCAACUUGUGUAGGUUAGUUUGUUGCUAUGAUCUCCCUUCUUCCUGUACUAGGAGUCAACAUGAUAUCAACAGCAACAAGAGCAUCAGUGAGUCCCUCCAAGAUGAGCAGGGCUUCUUGCAGAAGAAGUACCCAUCGCUUGCCAACCGAAAUGGCACACGUCACCUGGCUAAGACUCUCAAUAGGUGAGGGGGUGCCAAGGCACAGCGGUUAUAAAGAAGCUGGAUGUUGGGAGGGACUGAGUGAGCAGGAAGGGGCUGGCCAGGAUCUGGUGCAGGUAUCUGGCUUAUCUGUUUUGCGUACAGAAGGCUCCAUGCUCUGAACACUGGAACCUUUUGUUGAUGCAUCUGGUGCUUCAGAAAGUCAGUUUCUACAACCUUGAAGACUAGAAACCUUGAAAGUCUAGGCCAGACUGGUCAUCCGUGUCAGCAACUACUGAGAAUGCUGCUUUAUUUCCUUCUCCUCCCUGCCUCCAAGGCUGCUGAUGCACCAUAUUCGUGACUGCCUGCCUGAAUUAAAGACCCGGGUGAAUGUGCUGACAGCCCAGUACCAGUCUGUGCUACAGAGCUACGGGCAGCCUAUUGAGGACAAGAACGCCACCUUGCUUCAGAUCAUCACCAAAUUUGCCACCGAGUACUGCAACACAAUUGAGGGCACGGCACGCAACAUUGAGACAUCUGAGUUGUGAGUGACCUCUCUUGGCAGGGCUGGGACUGGGGAGGAGCCUCACAAUGUGGAUCAAUAAGGGGGAUUGUGCACUCUGAAGCUGACCUACUCUCCCUCCCUGUCAGGUGCGGAGGGGCCCGGAUGUGCUACAUUUUCCAUGAGACGUUUGGUCGCACCCUGGAGUCCAUUGAUCCUCUGGCUGGACUUACAAUGCUGGAUAUCUUGACAGCCAUCCGAAAUGCCACCGUAAGCCACCAUUGUGGAGCUGGGAUGCCUCUGAGGCCAUUCACCCAUUGGCCUCUGCUUUCAGCUUGUUCUCUCUCUCCCAUCAUCCUAUGCCAUCUAGAAUUCCCAAAAUAAAUUGGGAGGCACGUUGCCUAAGAGAGCUUGCAUUGCAUAGUGGCCCAACGGGGGUCGGGAGAGGGCAGUCAUUCUCAUACUCUGCUUGUGGGGCUCCCAGCACAGGAAUCUGGUUGGUCACAGAACGGUGCUGGAAAAGAUGGGCCUUUACUGGGAUACACCAGGGCUGCUCUUAUGUACUUGAGUUCAAUUCAAAUCUCACCUCUGCCGUUAACUUGGCAGGUGGCCUGAGGCAAGCCACUCUCUCAGCCUCGCUUCGCACAUGCCCUCUGGCAGUCUCUAAGAAAGGGAUGAUGAUAUGGGCCCAGACUGCAGCCUUCUAAGGAGGAGUGAGACACAGGAACACUUCACCUAAAGCGCGAUGUACAUGCUACAUGUCUGUAAUUUGGGAUGACUCCCCAUUCGUGUGUAGAGGGGAAGGCAAAGAGACCCCCAGGCUCUCUUGCUAGUUCGAUUUUGGGUGGGGGCAGUCUUGAGCCAGCCAAAAUGUGUUGUCUAAGUAUGCUGAGUGGGUGGAGGCUGCAUCACCCUGUGGUAGAUGUUCCUGAUAUUCCAGAGGUAAAUGAUGAGGGGUGUGUCUCAAUUUGGCACUUCUGAUACAGAGCUGGAAUCUCAGAAUAAAGCAACAGUUAUGGGGUUUUUUUGAAUUCAACCCUUUUAGUCUAGCAAUCUUGUUGCAAUAUGUCGAUACGAUACGAUAUCUUUAUUGUCAUUGUCCCUUGCGGAACAAUGAAAUUGAAAACUACAUAAAACUACCACAAAACUACAUAAAACUACAUAAAAACUACUACAAAACUACAUAAAACAUUCAAAAACCCCUAAAAACUCUAAAACCCCAUUUUAAAACACACUAUACUACAGAAACCCCUUAUGCUGAGUUUAGAACCAGAAUUGCAUUAGCGUAGAAACUGUUUUUCAGGCGGCUAGUCCUGGCCUUUAUAACCCUAUACCUUCUUCCAGAAGGCAGAAGCUGAAAGAGAUCAUUUCCGGGGUGCGUACUAUCAUGUGCUAUCUCUGCCGCUUUCUUAUGGCACCUGGCAGCAUAGAUUUGAUCUAAGGUGGGAAGAGUGCACCCAAUAAUUCUCUCCGCAGUCUUUACAACCCUGGAUAGCAUUGUUUUUCCCCUGGCCGUGCAGCUCCCAAACCACACGCACAGACCAUAAGUUAGUACGCUCUCUACAGUGCAAUGGUAGAAUGCCAUCAACAGGUCCUUUGAGAGAUUGUUUUUCCGGAGGAUUCUCAGAAAAUAUAACCUCUGCUGUGCUCUCUUCACCAGGUCUUUGCUGUUCUCUCCCCAGGUUAGGUCAUCUCUCAACUCCAUUCCCAGAAAUCGAAACACUGAGACCUGUUGCACGCACUUCCCCUCAAUAAUAAGUGGCUGAAUAUUCAAUUUACAUUUCCUAAAGUCCACAAUGAUCUCUUUUGUUUUCUUUAAGUUAAGCAGUAAGUUGUUUUUCCUGCACCACUCCCCCAACUGCUCAACUUCCUUCCUAUAGGCCGUCUCCCCCUCUCCAGCCAUAAUUAAACCAACCACUGUUGUAUCAUCUGCGAACUUAAUGACCUUAUUAGUGGGGUAUUUGGGGGCACAGUCAGCUGUAUAGAGCGUGUAUAAAAGCGGGCUCAACACGCACCCCUGAGGCGUCCCCGUAUUCGUGAUGAGAUCCGCAGAGACGUGGGAACCCAACCUGACCCUUUGGGAACGGUUUGAUAGAAAGUCUAAUAUCCACCUGCACAAACAUGGUGGAAGUCCCAGGUCUAAUAAUUUGGGCACCAAUCUAUGCGGAAGAAUAGUAUUAAAUGCAGAACUAAAGUCUACAAAUAACAGUCUCGCGUAGUUCCCUUGCUUCUCCAAAUGAGUCAGGACAGCAUGUAAAGCCAUUGCCACAGCAUCCUCUGUGGAUCUCUUUGCCUUGUACGCAAACUGGUAAGGGUCAAGUCCCACUGGCAGACAAGAUAAGAUGCGCUUUCUCACCAGUUUUUCGAAACAUUUCAUUAUAAUGGGUGUCAGUGCCACAGGGCGAAAAUCAUUCAGACUGUCUAUCUUUGAUGUUUUUGGCAGGGGUAUAAUGGUAGCAGAUUUCAGACAGGGUGGAACAGUGGCUUGGGCCAGAGACUGGUUAAAAAUCUUCGUAAAGAUUCCUGCCAGUUGGUCCGAACAAUCUCUUAGCCAGCCACCCCAUCCGGGCCCAUAGCCUUCCUCGUGUUUACCUCCUUUAAUAUUCGCCUCACUUCUCCCUCUUCCACCCUGACAGCAUUUCCUGUAGGUAGUGACGCCAAUAGCUCUGGCAUCCCUGUUGGAGUCACUGUUGGUGUCACCUCAAAUCGGGCAAAGAAGGUAUUCAACUCUCCCACCAAGGAAGCAGUACUCUCUACCACUGAUGAAUUCCUUGAUUUAUAACCAGUCAGAUGUUGGACUCCCUGCCACAUUUGUCUAGUAUCAUGAUUUCUCAGAUGGUCCUCAAUUUUUCCUCUGUACUCCGCUUUUGCUUUCCUGAUACCCCUCUUCAAGUUCGCUCUUUCUAUGCCAUACAAUACCCGGUCCCCAGUUCUAAAAGCAGAAUUUCUGGCCUUCAACCUCUCUUGUCAUCCAGGGCUUCCUAUUCGGAUACAACUUAACAUACUUUUCCCUGGUGACAUUUGCUGUGCAGAAUCUAAUAUAAUCCAGGACCGUUGAUGUAUAAGUUUCUAGAUCUUGAUGGUCGAAGAUAUUCCAGUCGGUCUCCUGGAAACAGUCCUGCAGUUGCUGAGAGGCUCCCUCAGGCCACACCGUAACCAUCCGUGUUUGUAUCUGGCCUUGUUUCCUGAGGGGUGUGUAUACUGGUGUCAGAAGCAGGGACACAUGAUCUGAACCACCGAGGUGCGCCAAGGUCUUGACCUCAUAUGCCCGUCUAAUGUUCGUAUACACCUUGUCAAGAGUAUUUUCUCCCCUUGUUGCACACUCAAUGUGCUGAUGGAAUUUUGGGAGUACUGCCCUCACAUCUGUGUGAUUGAAGUCCCCCGCAAUAAUGUGCACAGCCUCCGGGUAUCUGCUCAAUUUAGCAUUGUUUUCAUGCAUACUGCUCAUGGCCCUGCAAGGAAUGUCCAUGCCAUUCUUACUUCUACAGCAUCUACUCUCUUCUUUGUGCUUCAGCUAAGGGAUCCAGACUUGUAGAAAAUCCCUCUUUUUCUUGUAGUCAUUCAUUUGCAGAGCAACCCCUCUUCCGUACUUGAUAGUGCCAUGACAACCUGUCUUCCCAGAAGUUGCUGUAGUAACCGCCUGUCCAAAUUGCAGAGUAACUCCUUGCUGUAAUGAUACGUAUCCUCUCCAGACAAUGCUGUAAUAAUACUUUGACCUAUUGGUGCAAGAACCUAUGCUCUUUCUAAAGGUAAAGAGCAUAGUCACUCAUCCUGGAGAAGAGUGACUAGUGGGGUGCCACAGGGUUCUGUCUUGGGCCCAGUCUUAUUCAACAUCUUUAUCAACGACUUGGAUGAUGGACUCAAGGGCAUCCUGAUCAAAUUUGCAGAUGACACCAAACUGGGAGGGGUGGCUAACACCCCAGAGGACAGGAUCACACUUCAAAAUGACCUUGACAGAUUAGAGAACUGGGCCAAAACAAACAAGAUGAAUUUUAACAGGGAGAAAUGUAAAGUAUUGCACUUGGACAAAAAAAUGAGAGGCACAAAUACAAGAUGGGUGACACCUGGCUUGAGAGCAGUACAUGUGAAAAGGAUCUAGGAGUCUUGGUUGACCACAAACUUGACAUGAGCCAACAGUGUGACGCGGCAGCUAAAGAAGCCAAUGCAAUUCUGGGCUGCAUCAAUAGGAGUAUAGCAUCUAGAUCAAGGGAAGUAAUAGUGCCACUGUAUUCUGCUCUGGUCAGACCUCACCUGGAGUACUGUGUCCAAUUCUGGGCACCACAGUUCAAGAAGGACACUGACAAACUGGAACGUGUCCAGAGGAGGGCAGCCAAAAUGGUCAAAGGCCUGGAAACGAUGCCUUAUGAGGAACGGCUAAGGGAGCUGGGCAUGUUUAGCCUGGAGAAGAGGAGGUUAAGGGGUGAUAUGAUAGCCAUGUUCAAAUAUAUAAAGGAUGUCACAUAGAGGAGGGAGAAAGGUUGUUUUCUGCUGCUCCAGAGAAGCGGACACGGAGCAAUGGAUCCAAACUACAAGAAAGAUGAUUCCACCUAAACAUUAGGAAGAACUUCCUGACAGUAAGAGCUGUUUGACAGUGGAAUUUGCUGCCAAGGAGUGUGGUGGAGUCUCCUUCUUUGGAGGUCUUUAAGCAGAGGCUUGACAACCAUAUGUCAGGAGUGCUCUGAUGGUGUUUCCUGCUUGGCAGGGGGUUGGACUCGAUAGCCCUUGUGGUCUCUUCCAACUCUAUGAUUCUAUGAUUCUAUGUAAAGGUAAAGGGACCCCUGACAGUUAAGCCCAGUUGCAAACGACUCUGGGGUUGCGGUGCUCAUCUUGCUUUACAGGCCGAGGGAGCCGGCGUUUGUCUGCUCCGCAGUUUUUCUGGGUCAUGUGGCCAGCAUGACUAAGCCACUUCUGGUGCAAAGGAACACCGACACCAAAGCAGUGCACGGAAACGCCAGUUACCUUCCUGCUGGAGCGGUACCUAUUAAUCUACUUGCACUUUUGGGCAUGCUUUUGAACUGCUAGGUUGGCAGGAACUGAGACAGAGCAAUGGGAGCUCACCCCGUCGCAGGGAUUCAAACCACCAACCUUCUGAUCGGCAAGCCCAAGGCUCAGUGGUUUAGACCACAGCGCCACCUGCGUCCCUAUGCUCUUUCUCCUACCCCCCAAAUCUAUAGUAAUGUAAUAACUGGAGCAUUUCCUCUUUCUUUCGGCAUACCUAUAAAAACCCAGUCUUUGCCCAUGUCAUGGUGGCCUUCUGCUCCUCCUGUUAACUCGGGUCAUAAGUGUUGAUGGUUUUGCAGCCAAAAUAGAGCCACUGAGAAACAAAGGGGGGGGGGGUUAUCCACUUUCCUGAGGCUUGCAUAUAUAAAGAGACACAGACAUAAAUAUAAACUUUUUUUUAAAAAAAGGUGGGUGGUGAGGGCAGAUGCCUGGAACCCUGAACAAGAGCACUUAUAUGGAUACAUGGCAACAUUUUCUUACAAUCCCCACUUAUAGAAUCAUAUAAUUGUUGAGAUGGAAGGUACUAUGAGGGUCAUCUAGUCCAACCCCUGCAAUGCAGGAAUCUUUUGCCCAAAGUGGAGCUUGAACCCACAACCCUGAGAUUCUGAGUCUCAUGCUCUACUGACUUGUAUGAUUCUAAUAAAUAAGGCUUUGUAAACCUGAAUGUAUACUUCUGGCUCCUACUGGAAGCCACACCUUUUCUAAUCGAAGCCUGAUUUUUAUGUUUGAGUGAUCCAUCACCCUUCCACUAUUUAUUUAUUUCACAGGCCAAGCCCCCUUGGCUUCUGCCCAUGGGCAAUUCUAGGACUAGUGCCGUGUCCUGCAAAUGGCUGCACUGAUUGAGAGAUCAUUUCUGGGCCCAGUUCAAGUGCUCAUGUUAGUUCUUAUAAUGUUGAACAACUUAGGCCCCCAAUAUUUGAAAGACUGCCUCCUUCCUUACAGACCCUCUUCAGUGUCAAGAUUGCUGGAGCAUCCGUUUGACCCUGUUUCUCCUUCAGAAGGCAGAAUGGGGGUGGUGCUGGGCGUGAGCCCGCUGCCAAAGAACAAGCCUCCGCUACCAACAUGAUUUUUGGAAAGAUUCCUCCCUAAUCUGGCUAAUUGGACAAAGUAUGAAGCACUCUCUGUGCAAGAUAUGCAAAUACUGAGACUAAAUCAGCCACCUAAAAAAUUGGAACAUUUAAAGGUAUUUGAAUGGCAUUUUGAUGUUUUUGCAGAAGUUGUGAACGGAAAAGGAGGAGAGAUGACUUCAUGUUUUCUUACGAUUUUUGCAUCUGGCUCUCUCUGCCCUCUUCUGAAUAAUGAGAAAAAGAGGCAUGUGAUGUUUGAUAAAAGACUGCUUUGCGGAGGAAAACAGGAGAAUUGGAUAAAGUAUUGGAAAAGGUAUUGUCAUGAGGAAGCCAAUGGACAGCUCACAUGGUUGACUGCUGGGUGAAACCAGACACACAGGAGAGCUUCUUUCAGUCCUUUUGUUAGAAUUUACAGAAGUAUAUGGAGAUCAUGGAAUGUGCUCCCUCAAAGCUGAGCUCAGAGUGCCCGCUCCUCCCCCAGCAGCUACUGUCUGCCCUGACUGGAAGCUUCCUGGGAUGGAGGUCUCCACCAUUCCUCCCUGACAGGUGCUACUAUGCCUGCCCCCCUUCUACCAAGGAGUGGCUGGGUGAUAUUGAUGACCAUCUUUUGACGGUGUUCAGUGUUGCGGGAGGAAGAAAUGCAACUACUGUGAUUUACAACUCUUUAGACUAAGAAAAUUCACAGCUGGCCUUGCUAUGAUGGAAGGUAUGGAGGCAACAAAGAGACUGAAUCAAAUGGGAUGCAGCUUGACAUAGUGGCACAUAUCAUAAUAGGUACAUCUGUACAGAAAAAGAUAUGUUUAUAUGGCAUCGCAAUACAGUGGUACCUCAGUUUAAGAACAGUCUUAUUUACGAACAAUUCGGUUUACAAAUUCCGCAAAACCAGAAGUAGUGUUCCGGUUUGCAAACUUUACCUUGGUCUACAAAUGGAAACCAGAUGGUGGAAGGGCACCAGUUGCAGGAGGCCUCAUUAGGGAAAGCGCACCUCGAUUUAAGAACGGUUUCGGUUUAAGAACAGACUUCUGGAACGGAUUAAGUUUGUAAACCAAGGUACCACUGUAUUGGAAAUAAAUGACCAGGCUGCUUCCAGAACGUUUUUCUCUUCAAGAGCUACUUCAUGCUGCAGUUUGACUCUUUAUCUGUGCGAAGAAAACGUUUGACCUUGAGUAGUGUGAGCAGAGCCAGAGGAGCUGCAAUUAAUCAGCUAAGCAGGGAAAGAACUGAUUUGAACAAGGAUGAGAGAAGAUCCAAGCUGAAAAACCACACCGAAAUCUGGAAAUAAGAACUUACUGAAAUACCACUCAUGCCAUUAUUGAAUAUCUAUACUAAGGUUUAUUUGAUCUAUUUGCUGUUUGCAGAGUUGUAAAGGGGCAGCUGAUGGAAAAUAUUAUUGGCAGCUACAGAGUGAUAUCAACUAGAGAUUGAGAACGCAGCAAAGGGGGGUCUAUCUUAGACAUAUCUUGUAAGGAGAGCGGGAAACUGGUUUUGGAAAUAGUAUUAAAUUGAAUCAAUUUGGUAAUGGUUUGUAAUAAUUUGGAAAACCAAUAAAAACAAUUGCCCCCCCCAAAAAGAUUGGUGGAGCAGUUGGUAGUUAACAGCUUGUGUGUUUGUGGCCUGGGAGAGGGCCUUCUCUGUGGCAGCCCCUAACUUGUGGAACUCCCUGCCCCACAGAGGAGCACCUGGCAUCUUCAUUCUACAGCUGCUGGCAAAUGCUGGAGAUGGAGCUCUUUGCCCUGGCAUUUGACAACUGAGCUGUAUUUUUCAGGCCCCACCCUUUUGUGAUUGCAUUCUUUUUUGUAACUGUUAAGCUUUUAAACCAUUUUCAGUGUUGUAUUUUAAAUUGUUUUAACACACCCUGGGACAUUAGGGCGAAGGGAGAGAUGGUGAUGAUGAUGAUGAUAAAGUAAAACCAGCUUUAUUGGUCCCGACCAAAAAUCUUGAAGCAAUGUGUAGCCUUUUAAGUUGACCAGAGCUGGGUGAUAAGCACUUUAAGAAGAUGCAGGAAGAGAGACCAAUGUUGCUGCGGAUGCUGGAAGUCCCGCUUGCCAUUUGUAAUGUCCAAAAAUGAAAUGAAGGGGAGUUUUUGCAGAACUGAGCUGCGAUUCUUCUGCAAAUUUAUUUUGGGCUGACCCGCUUGAAUGCAGUGAGAGUCGUUUCUGAGUAAAAGUUCUUGGGUUCUUGGUGCAAAAAAAGGUUUCUGGUUGCAGCAAGGCAUGCUGGGACAAAGAAGCCAGUGAUUACAAUUCCUUUGGAAAAUAUAAAUGCCAGUAGAACUAGCAGAGCCCUUCUAAGGCAGAAAUACCCUUCAACUGAAUAUGACUUUUUGGGAGAUGCUGCCUGUGGCAACCCAUAACUAGGCAUUGGUGGGCUCAAAUCAUGGCCCCUUCUGGCCUCUCAUGCCUUAGCUGGUCAGCUUCCUGCCCAACCCUGGGUAGCAGUUUAUACUGAUGGGGUUUCUCCACCCUGCAGGGACCCCGUCCAGCCCUCUUUGUUCCGGAAGUCUCCUUUGAGCUACUUGUGAAGCGUCAGAUCAAGCGCCUGGAGGAGCCAAGCCUUCGCUGUGUGGAGCUGGUGCAUGAGGAGCUGCAGCGCAUCAUCCAGCACUGCUCCACCUACAACACGCAGGUAUGGCUUUCCUGACACUAGGGCCAUUCCCAAUAGCAUGGGUGGUUAGAAGGGUUCCAGAACUCCAUUUGUUUGGCCUUUUGAACCAUCAGAGGUUUAUUGCAGGCAUUUGUGAUUCUACAGAUUAAAACAGGGCCUGCGCAUGCAUUACAUGAAAGUAAACACCAUUAACUCCAUGGGGCAUCUGUGUAAAACAUUUGCUUCACAAAGGCUCUCCUGCCAACUGUAAGUGACCUUUGCAUUUCCAAAGAGCUCGAUGAUCUCACAAAGAACUGUGCUCAUUUCCAAAAACUUUGGGCCUUCUAAAGCAGCACUGAGAAAUUUCUAGCCAGCAGGUCCUAAUUUUCCAGAGGCUGUCUUCCCCACAGCCACCUGCCCCACGCCUCAUGUGUGGACAUCAUGUGUGAGGCAGGUAAUUACAACUGCAAAGGAACAACUGAGAACUCUAAAGUGCACUCCCUAUUGCUGCUUGGCACGCAGUCAUGACUGGCGCUUGCAGAAAGCCCCACUGGGAUCAACUUCGAAGUUGGGUCACCUGGUGUCCUGAUGAUAUCAGGUGAUAGACAGGUAGCAGCCCCACCACCUGUCAAGAUGUCCUACUGUGUAAUAGUGGAGCAGCUCAUGAGCUGCCCUGUUGGCUAAAUCUUGCUCUACAGCUUUAAAUGGCUGCACUUCAAACAGAAGAAACAGAGCCUUGCCCUACAUGGCUCGUUAGAAUUGGAAAUAUUUUGCUCAAUCCCAUUCUGUAACUGGAAUGGUUUGUAUAUAUUGCAAAGAAAGAGAAAAUUGCAGCCUGCAUCUCCUUUCUCCACACCCUUCCUUACUCUGGAAGCCCUGCUGAGCUUCAGUUCAGAAAGAUCAUUGGCUGAGCCCACUCCCAGAUGCCCCUUUUGAGCAACUUGCCCCAAUUUCCUUCCUCUACCUCCACACCUUAGGAUUCCUGCUUUGUCUUUUAUUACCCUGCUGACUGAGCUGAAGAGGAGGGAAUCCUCUUCAUUGGCAAUCAUUGCUUUUUUGUAGGUUGCUGCCUGGGUGGUAGUGCCCAAGGCCUAAGGCCUUCAGGAGUUGCCUUCCAGGAGAGGCCUUCGUAGCCUGCUGAUGACCUUAUUUCAACUGGUCAAUUGUAGACAAAUACAAUGGUACCUCUACUUACGUUCACCUCCGGUUACGUAUCCUUCGGGAUAUGUACGCGGCAAACCCAGAAGUAUUUUUCCGGGUUUUCCAUGCAUGCAUGCGCAGAAGCGGUCCCUCUGGUUGUAGAAACCUCGGGAUCCGACCGGAGCUCCGGAACAGAUCCCAUCUGCAACCGGAGGUACCACUGUACAAUGAAGUGCAUUAAGAAGGCGCCACUAAUAACAUCUUAAGAAGAGGCGGGGGGGGAAGCCUCUCAUACUUUGAAAUCUCUAUGGGUACAUGACUAUCUCAAAAUCACUUUGAGUCUUACCUCACAAGGAGAAUAAUACCCCCCCUUAAAAAUUAUUAUUAUUAUUAUUAUUAUUUAUACCCUGCCCAUCUGGCUGGGUUUUCCCAGCCACGCUGGACAACUUCCAGCAAAAUAUUAAAAAUACAUUAAAACAUCAGUCAUUAAAAACUUCCUGAUACUGGGCUGCCUUCAGAUGUCUUCUAAACAUCAGAUACAGUAGUUGUUUAUUUCUUUGACAUCUGACGGGAGGGCGUUCCACAGGGCGGGCGCCACAACCAAGAAGGCCCUCUGCCUGGUUCCCUGUAACUUCGCUUCUUGCAGUGAGGGAACCGCCAGAAGACCCUCGAAGCUGGACCUGAGUGUCCGGGCUGAACCAUGGGGGUGGAGACGCUCCUUGAGGUAUACUGGGCCGCGGCUGUAAAAGUAAACACCUCCACCAUCCCUAAUAUAUUAUCACUUCAUGUGUGGAUUGUAAUCAUGAGCAACUUUGGAGUGACAACUUUGGUUCAAAGGUACAGUAUAAGUAAAUCUUCUAAUGAUUUGUUUAGAAGUUUACCCAGAGUAAUGCAGCAAGUCCUGCUUUGAACACACAUUUUCAGACAUGUGACUGGUAAGUGGCUCCCACUUGGUUACAUUCCAGGUCUUAACAAUAUUUUGUGGGGUUUAGAGACCUUUAGCAUUUUCAUUCUUUGUAAAUGCUCAAACUGGGUGCAUAUCAAUCAACUUGGGAGGAAUGGAUCAUGUCCUUCUGAGUUUCACGAAACAGAGGAAAGGAAAGCUAGGUGUAGUCGGACAUGCGCUCUGGACUUUAAGAAAACCAAUUUCAAAAAACUGAAGGAACAAUUGAGUGAGAUUCCUUGGCCAGAAAUACACAAAGAGAAGGGAGUCCAAGUUGCAUGUGAGUUUCUAAAUGGAGAGAUGAGCUUGGGAGUUAAAAAGGCCAUGUAUAGGAAAUGGAAGAAAGGGGAAUCACAAAGGAGGAGGAGUAUACAUGAGUAACCAACAGUUGCAGGGUGAAAGUCAGGCUGGCUAAAGCUGUGAUGAACUCAGGCUUGCAAGAGAGGUUAAACAAUAAUAAAGGUUUCUUUAGCUAUGUCCGAAGCAGAGGAAGAACAAGCAAGUGGAAGGUCCUCUACAUGGAGUAACGAAGACGGAGUAAUGCUAUUAGGUGACAAAGCGAAGGCAGAACUAACUAUUCAACACCUACUUUGCCUCUGCCUUCACCCAAAAGGAAAGUAAUGCCAAACGUGGUGUUAAGAGAAUAAAUAAUGUAAGGGGAGGGCUAUGGUCCAAGAUAGGAAAAGAGGUAGUAAGUGAACACCUAGCUACUUUAAAUGAAUUUGAAUCUCCAGGGCCUGAUGAGCUGCAUCCAAGGGUACUAAAGGAGCUCGUGGGUGUAAUCUCAGGGCCUCAGAGAAUUUGUGGAGAACAGGUGAGGUCCCUGCAGACUGGAGGUGGGCAAAUGUUGUCCCCAUCUUCAAAAGGGAAGAAAAGGAGACCCAGGUAACUACCAACUGGUGAGCUUGACAUCAAUACCAGGACAGGUCCUAGAACAGAUAAUUCAACAUUUGGUCUGUGAGCACUUAGAAAAAGAUGCUGUGAUUACUAAGACCCAGCAUGGAUUUUUCAAAAAAUAAGUCAUUUCACAGUCAGACAAACCUCUUUUUUUUUUUUUAAUGGAGUAAGCUUGGUCGAUCAGAGGAAUGUUAUGGACAUAGUGUAUAUUGAUUUCAGUAAGACUUUUUACAAAGUUCCCCCAUGAUAUUCUUGCAAGCAAGCUGGUAGAAUGUGAAAUGAAUGAGGUAACUGGUGGAUUUGUAGCUGGUUGGCAGACCGUACCCACAGAGUACUCAUUAAUGGUUCCUCUUCAUCCUGGGGGGGAUGUGGGGUGCCACAGGGUUCUGUCCUGGGCCCAUCGUUGUUCAAUAUCUUUUUUUAAUGACUUGAGUGAAGGAAUUGAGGGGAUGCUUAUCAAAUCUGCAGAUGACACCAAACUGGGAGAGGUAGCUAAUUCUGUAGAAAACAGAGUAAGAAUUUAAGAUGACCUUAACAGAUUGGAGAACUCGGCCCAAGCUAACAAUGAAUUUCAACAGGGACAAAUGUAAGGUUCUUCACUUACACAGGAAGAACCAGCUACACAAAUAUAAGAUGGGGGACACUUGGCUUGCCAGAAGUACAUGUGAAAGGAUCUAUGGGUCUUGGCGGACCACAAGCUAACAUGAGUCAACAGUGUAAUGCAGCAGUAAAAAAAGCUAAUGCUAUUCUAGAACGCAUCAUAGAACGAUAGAACUGUGGAUCUGGAAGGGACCCUUAGGGUCAAUCUAGUACAACACUCUGCAAUGUGGGAAUAUGCAGUUGUCCCAUUUGGGGCUCAAACCUGCAACCUUGACAUUAUCAGCACCAUGCUCUAACCAAUUCCAGGCAGUAUAGUGUCAAUAUCAAGGGAAGUAAUAGUACUACUCUAUUCUGCCUUGGUCAGACCACACCUGGAAUUCUGUGUCCAAUUCUGGGCACCACAAUUUAAGGAGGAUGUUGACAAGCUUCUUGGAUGGCAACCAAGAUGCUAUAAAGGGUCUGGAAACCAAGCCUUAUGAGGAACAGUUGAAGGAGCUGGGUAUGUUUAGCCUGGAAAAGAGAAGACUGAGAGGAAAUAUGAUAGCCAUCUUCAAAUACCUUAAGGGCUGUCACAUGGAAGAGGGAACAAGCUUGUUUUUUCCUGCUCUGGAAGGUAGGACUGGAACCACUGGCUUCAAGUUACUAGAAAGGAGAUUCCGGCUAAACAUAAGGAAGAACUUUGUGACAGCAAGAGCUGUUUGACAGUGGAACAGUCUCAUUUGGGAGGUUGUGGACUCUCCUUCCUUGGUGGAUGGCCGUCUGUCAUGGAUGCUUUAGCUGUGAUUUCUGCAUUGCAGGGGGUUGGACUAGAUGACCCUUGGGUCCCUUCCGGCUCUAUGAUUCUGGAUUAUGCUGGAAAUACUGAAAUAAGUGAGAAGCUAGCCUCAUAACAUUGUCUUUCUUCCCAUAUUGUUGAUGGUUUUGCCAUAAAAUCAUUCUUUCAGCAUACAAUGAUGCAAAUAAGUAAUACAGUUUUUUAAAACUUUUCCUACAAGUUGUUGUUGGUUCAUGUUGCUUCGCAUAAGCUGAUGGUGCAAAAUAAACAAAAGUCAGGUUCCUGCCUUCCAUAAGCUUAUAGUCUGAAUUCCAGUGGCUGGGGAGCGAACAAAGUUUGAGUAUUUAUGGAAAAUGCUUUUUAUAAAGAUUUUUCCUUAUUAUAUCCUGUGCUGUGCUUGUUUUUUUUUAAAUGUAUCUUUUGUGUGUAUUAGCAGUACAAUGGUAUUUCAAUUGGUGUCUUUGUAAGCUUCAUUGGCAAACAAAUUGUAGAGCCAAAAGGUAGGUCUUUAAAAAAUAAAUAAUGUCCAAAUGCUUCUCUCAAUUCCUCCUCAUCCCUUUUUCAGGAGCUGUUGCGUUUCCCUAAGUUGCAUGAGGCGAUUGUGGAGGUGGUGACGGGAGUCCUUCGCAGGAGGCUGCCCAUCACAAAUGAGAUGGUAAUGAUGGUUGUUUCUUCAGAGAAUGGAGGAGUGGAAGCUGGUUCCUGUUCCACAUUUGGGGCCAAAUGUUCCAACAGCCAAUGCCUUUUCUCCUAGGUGCACAAUCUGGUUGCAAUUGAACUGGCCUACAUUAACACCAAGCACCCAGACUUCAUUGACACAGCUCUCGUUUCUGCCUCAGUGAGCAGUUCUAAGGUAUGACCCAACCACUACCACCCUUUCUACUGCCUUGACGCCUGCCCUAAGAAUAACCCCACAGCCCACUCUCACAUUUAUUCCCUUCUCAGACUGAAUCUGUUCCAGAUGGUGCCCGCCGAUGGAAAAGUGAAAAAGCGGAAGAACCUAGUGCAGAUGACAGACCCAAGGGGUCCUCACAGACCUCAGUCUAUUCCAGCCCUAGUCGGUCCCAUGCAGUCAACCUGCUAGACACGGUCAGCUGUGCGGGAACCUGGAAGUACAGGGUUGGUGAGGUGGAGAGGUGGGUUGGUGACCUAGAGGCAAGAACAUUAAUUGAAAAGAGGACAUUACUGGCUUGAGGACAUCCUCUUUGGGUUCUGGGGAGGGUCCAGUUGGGCCUUGUUGAGGCCGUCUGGCCUAACAGCUGAUGUGUGGGGUAGCACAGCAGCUGCUUACCUGCAUGUCAGCUAAGCAAGCCCCGCUGCCCCCCCCCAAGCUCUUGCGAACUGGAGGGACAGUGGGGCUUGUUGAGCAGCUCAGCUGCCCCCACUGCUCCUCCAGGGUGUUCCCAAUAUGCACAGUUUUGGUUACAUGCAGGGAGGCCUGUAAUGUAACCCUCACAUAAUUUGGGAGUUGCCUGUACAGAUUACCUGUUCUCUGCCCACCCCAUGCAAUAUGCUAUAUCUUGUCUCACUGAUCUUGGCCAAGUGCGUAGAAACUGUUCCACCAGGUCUGCUAUCACCACCACCUCUGGCAAUUUCCUCUCACAGUAGUCUUCCCUGACUUUCCCUAGCCCAUGCCUGCUACACGCAAACUGAGCCAACGUGAACAGCGAGACUGCGAGGUCAUCCGCCGUCUUAUCAAGUCCUAUUUCCUCAUUGUGCGCAAAAGCAUACAAGACAGGUAACUUCAAGUUGGCAAGGGAUUUAGCAUGGGCACAUAUGGGCCAGAUGUGUCCAGUUGUGAGAGCAUCUGGGUUUGGGAUUCUUUUGUACAAAGUGAAUGUUCCCUACUUGGGGGAGGGGGAGGAUUCCUUAGGAGUUGAGAAAGGAGCAUGCAAAGUACUGGGAGAUAGCACAAGAUGUCUGUGACCUUCAUAUGUACACUGUAGAUUUGGAUUUCUUCAUGAUCUUUGUGUAUGUGGGUAAAUUAAAGAUUCCCAUCCUCUUCGUUACUCAGAAUUACUAAAAUAUUCCGACUUCUACAGAAGUGACUAUUGCAACCAGUUCACAGCUCAAUACUUUUUGAAUAAGAAAUGAUGUAAUUGGGUAAGUAGCAGCUGUUGGUCCAGGGUGUCACCUAAAGAGGUGAUGGAUCUACCUAGCCCUGUAGGGCCAGCAGGGGAGGUAAGGUUGGGGCAAGAAGGGAAUUGUGGCCUAGCAAGGUAAGCCUUGGAUGUCUGCAAGAUCUCACAAGCUUUAUAACAAAAUAUAUCUUAUUUCCCCCCUGUAGUGUCCCCAAAACAGUGAUGCACUUCCUGGUGAACUACGUCAAAGACCACCUUCAGAGUGAACUCGUGGGCCAGUUGUACAAGCCACAGCUCCUCGACACGUUGCUGACAGAGUCCGAGGACAUGGCUCAGCAGCGCAAUGAGGCUGCCAAUAUGCUCAAGGUGAGGGGAGGAGGGCAAGGCUCCUUGGACUGACAGGAGAUGGGGAAAGUUCUCUCUGGCUCAGCAGCAGUUUCUUACUUUCAGGUUUCCCAAAUACUGAAAGAACUGCACUGCUUCUCUGACUUUUGAAAACUUCUAAAAGCCGAUAUCCAGGAGAACUGACUCUUCACAAAUGAAACCCUGCGGCAAGUCCCCUUGCCUUCAGAGUCAGACUAGCGUCCAUGCUCUGGCACCACUACCUUGAAAGCCCAGCCCGUUUGGGUUGAAAGAUGGCAUUAGAACAUCUAUUAAUCACUCAGCAAGGUCUUUUCUUCUCUUAUAGGCAUUGCAAAAAGCCAGCCAAACUAUCUCAGAAAUCCGUGAGACUCAGCUCUGGUGAGGGGAACCCACUGCUUCUGAUGGCUCCAACCCACUGAGUACCAUUCACCCAGAGCCACGCCAGCCUUCAUUUCUGAGCCUUCUGGUGCUGUUUCCCAGUUGGAGCGGAGAGGUCUUGAGCCCUCUUUGGUUCUGGCCCAGAGCAAGAGCCUGUCUAGUUGAGCAUUUGGCACUAUGGAGCCAGCAUCUCUGUGCUGAACUGAAGCCUGGUCCUCAUCCACUGCCUCGUUGGUCAUUCAUGCUUUUCCAGCCUUGCUAGUCCAGUCGGUAUUAAAUUACUGUUUUUGUCCACAUUUUGAAUUCCUUCUCUCCACAGCUGUAUCCUUGAGUCAUUGCUGGUUUGGCCAGUCUACAUUCUUGGCAGCUUUUGUCCUAAGUGCAGGAGAGUUUUCUUCCAUCCCCAAAUGUUGGUGCAUUUGCUAAAAAUAUGAAGUGAAGCAAUUUGUUUAUGUGUGUCUGCCUGAGCACUAAGCAGGCAGUGGUGUGUAUGUGGCUCUGCUGCUGAAUGUCUUUAUUCUUCAUUACUGCCCUGAAAGUGGUUGAUGCUGGCUAGGCAGAGAAAUGGGCACAGGUAGCUUUGAAGACGCUCACAAUUAUAGAGGAGGGACAUCAACUGUUGCAGAGCAGAUGAUGAUAAGAGAGUUGCUGCAGAGGGAGAUCUAGCCUUACCUUUUCCCAGGAGUUGUGUGCAAUAGUGCCACAUAUUUGGGGGCACUAUCCCAGUCCUAGUUGGCAGGAAAGGGGAGGCACAACUUCUACACAACCCCAAGUUUGCAUGCACCUCUGAGCCACAUAGGACCCAGGCUUCACCUGCUAGUUUCCUGGAAUAAACUUGUGUACUGUUACAAAUGUGCUGAUGGUUUUUAUUUGUAUGUAUGGUGUGCAAAGAGGCUGAGAAGAAAGAGCUUGAUUAAAAAUGAGUUCUAAAUU